GUCCCGGAAGUGACGAGAUCCAGGAAUGGCGGCGUCCGCUCUCGGCACCCGUAGUGGCCACUGGUUCUCGGCUUUGGCCCUCGGGGUGACGCUCCUCAAAUGCCUUCUCAUCCCCACCUACCAUUCCACAGAUUUUGAAGUACACCGAAACUGGCUUGCUAUUACUCACAGUCUGCCAAUAUCUCAGUGGUACUAUGAGGCAACUUCAGAGUGGACCUUGGAUUACCCCCCUUUUUUUGCGUGGUUUGAGUACGCCCUAUCACAUAUUGCCAAAUUCUUUGAUCAAGAGAUGCUUAAUGUCCGUAACCUGAACUACUGCAGCUCGGGAACACUGCUCUUCCAGAGGUUCUCCGUCAUCUUGGCAGAUGCGCUCUUUGUGUACGCUGUUCACGAGUGCUGUAAAUGCAUUGAUGGGAAGAAAACAAGCAAAGAACUUACAGAGAAGCCCAAGUUUAUUCUGUCCGUGCUGCUGUUGUGGAACUUUGGGCUGCUGAUUGUAGACCAUAUUCAUUUCCAGUACAACGGCUUUCUGUCUGGGCUCAUGCUGCUAUCCAUUGCACGGGUAUUUCAGAAAAGGCACAUGGAAGCGGCAUUUCUCUUCGCUGUCCUCCUGCAUUUCAAGCACAUCUACCUCUACGUGGCACCAGCCUAUGGUGUCUAUCUGCUGCGAUCUCACUGCUUCACCGCACGCAAACCAGAUGGCAGUGUCCGAUGGGGCAGCUUCAGCUUUGCCCGCGUACUCUCCCUGGGACUGAUUGUUUUCCUAGUUUCUGCUCUUUCGUUGGGCCCUUUCCUAGCCUUGAACCAGCUGCCGCAAGUCUUUUCCCGACUCUUUCCGUUCAAGAGGGGCCUUUGCCAUGCCUAUUGGGCUCCAAACUUCUGGGCUUUGUACAAUGCUGUGGACAAAGCCCUGUGUGUCAUUGGUUUGGAAUUGAAACUUCUUGAUCCCAACCAGAUCCCCAGGGCCUCAAUGACAAGUGGUUUGGUUCAGCAGUUCCAGCACACAGUCCUUCCCUCAGUUUCCCCUCUGGCCACCCUCAUCUGUACACUGAUAGCCAUACUGCCUUCUGUUUUCUGUCUUUGGUUUAAACCCCAAGGGCCCAGAGGCUUUCUCCGAUGCCUGGUUCUUUGUGCCUUGAGUUCCUUCAUGUUUGGGUGGCACGUUCAUGAAAAAGCCAUACUCCUUGCGAUUCUCCCAAUGAGCCUUCUGUCUGUGGAGAAAGCAGGGGAUGCGACGACUUUUCUGAUUCUGACCACGACGGGACACUACUCCCUCUUCCCUCUGCUCUUCACUGCCCCAGAGCUCCCCGUUAAAGUCUUCCUCAUGCUCCUGUUCACCGUGUACAGCGUCUCUGCUCUGAAGACACUCUUCAGGAAAGAAAAACCUCUUCUUAACUGGAUGGAAACUGUCUACCUCCUUGGCCUGGGGCCUCUGGAAGUCUGCUGUGAACUGAUAUUCCCUCUCACCUCCUGGAAGCUGAAAUACCCCUUCAUUCCUUUGUUGCUGACCUCAGUGUAUUGCGCGGUGGGCAUCACAUACGCCUGGGCCAGGCUGUACGUUUCAGUGCUGACCGGCUGUCUUGUCAGCAAGACAAAGAAGCAAUGAGGAAAGACGCCUUUGGAUGAAAGCCAAGCACUUAGUUCAUGGGAUAUUACUCAGAGCUUGAAGCAAGUUGCCAGUAGCAGGGUCUGUUUAUUUCAUAAUCUGUUUAAGGACCAUUCUUCCACACUUGGCCUUGCCCUGCCUAGCAACCGGAUUGUUUCCAUGGUGAGAAGCCACUUGCCCUCUCUAAGCAGCAAAGCUCUCGCUGUCCUCUAUGAAAAUGGUCUGUUGUGCCCACUGAAGGGAGCCAGGAGGACUAAUAGCAGAUUAUUCUAUUGCUGUUCUGACCACCAUUAGGAUGCAACAUGAUUAGAUUCUAUACCCAAGGAAAUAUAAAUAAAAUGCUGUUUUAUAUUUACACAUAAAA
Messenger RNA from Arvicola amphibius (Eurasian water vole), 1970 nucleotides. RefSeq names its product ALG8 alpha-1,3-glucosyltransferase (gene Alg8). The transcript has 13 exons. Gene Ontology annotation, molecular function: dolichyl pyrophosphate Glc1Man9GlcNAc2 alpha-1,3-glucosyltransferase activity. Gene Ontology annotation, cellular component: endoplasmic reticulum membrane. Gene Ontology annotation, biological process: protein N-linked glycosylation. Bases 26 to 1606 code for a protein of 526 amino acids. The record is from RefSeq and is a predicted model, not a curated record. NCBI's taxonomy places the organism in Eukaryota, Metazoa, Chordata, Mammalia, Rodentia, Cricetidae.